AUGUUGAGGUCUCCAAGUGGCUACAGCUCGUCAAGCGCAGAUCACAUCGAAGGUGCCGUGAACAACUGCCUGAGGGGACUGGACAGAUCCCGAUGCCUUGUGGUCACUUCAGGUGCUCGUUGGACAGGUCGACAGCCAAGCUUCCCUGGUGCUAAGGUUCUUCAGAUUGACUGCAGGCAUUUCCAUGAUCCUGACAGCGACAGAUCGAUCCGAGGUUGCACUGGACGACAUCCUAGCAUUAUCCGAGGAGUUGCACUUCAUGAGGCAAUGAAUGACCUCGUUGAGCAGGUGACAGAUUUCUUGAGGGCUAACCCGAAUGGGAAGCUCGUGAUCCACUUGUACUGCACCAGUGGUCGUCAUCGCAGUGUUGGAUUGGCAGCUUUGAUCUACUACUUCUUGGACGUGACUGAUUGGAGGAAGCCUUUGCUGAUCCAUUAUCACAGCCCGGAGUGGCGUGAGAUGACUUGUGGAGGUCAUUGCAGUCUUUGUGCAACAGCCGACACCAGAGAGCUUGGAAACUUGAUGAACAGGCAUCUUCCUGACGUGCGUGUUGUGGAUGUGGAUGAACCUGAUAGGGCCUACUACAACGGCGACGAGAUCUAUCCCCACGUUGACACCAUCCAGGACUGUGCCAGUUCCAGUCCGUGUAUGUUCCAGCAUAUCCACCUCCAAGCCGUAGUGCUCGAGACUCAUCUCGUGGAGGAGCACAUCACGAAGGAGACGAACGAGGCCGUGAUUAUGGAGGACAAGACCGACCAGAAGAAGAUCCUCUUCGAGCGGCAGGCGUGGUCGGCGAUCUCGAAGCAGCCACCGAUUCGACACCCAUGUGAUGAGUCUCAGCGUCAGCGACUUGAGAGGGAACUCCGCGACAUCUUGAACGACAACAGCGGAGACCCAUAUCGCUGGAAUGUCGAUGAAGACAUCCUUUCUUGGAUCAUCUCUUCUGCAAAACUGUGGGGAAACAGAGAUCGGGUGAUCUGGAUUACAGACCCCAGCCUUCCUCAUGAGGAGCAGCAGCAGCAAGGCAUCAGGGUGGACAUCAAGCUCAGAUCCCACGUGAGGAGCACUUUGAUUUCAGGUGGCAAAUGGAUGAAUCGACAGGGUUGGGUGAAAUCGUCAUUCUAUCGACCACGUGAUUCCGCAGGAACAUUGUGGAACAGACUUCAACGGGAAGAAGCUGUUGGAGAGAACGUCGAUCUCCCGACUACUUGGGCCGAUUUGGUGAUCUUCUCACAUCGAGACGUGCGCCCGCGAGCAUAUACGGGGCGCGUGGUUUUGUUGUCAGGUGAUCAGGGUUUUGAGGGCAGUAUCGCACCAAAAACGGGGCCCCAAAACGCACCAAAAACGGAGCCCCAAAACGCACCAAAAACGGAGCCCCAAAAGAGCCAGAAAUAUGUCCCCAAAACAAAAGUCCAUUUGCAGAGUCGAAAGAAUCCUCCAACUCCACCACAGCCAAGUCGGUUUAUGAUUUGUACAGAUGAUGACAUGUUCAAGGGAAACCCCAAGAUUCAGACCCCGAAAGAUGAGUCAACCGACUAUAGCACAAGUUCAUCCGAUGAGAGCCCUGUUGCCAAACCUGUGAAAAGCAAAUCCUCCAAUGGAAAGCCUUGUCAUGAGAAAACCCCCAAGGAUGAAGUGAUCAUCAAAACCGAACCCGGUGAUGUACUGCCAGUUGGACUCAUGGCCAGAGAUCCAGAUGGUCCCAACAUGCAUGAAGUUGUUCUGGACUCUGACACCGAUGUUGAAGUGCAUGAACAUGGUCCAAUUGCCAUCCAACCCAAUGAGAGAGUCACCAUGGGUAGGAAACACCGUAAAGCAGUGUUGGACGGUAUUGCCAAUUUGAACAAGAACGACAUGAUGAUCCAGAGUGGACUUGGUUUGAUUUCCAAUCCCAAUCGAGAUAGCAAGACAGUUGUUUUCACUUCCCAUCCGUUCGUGUUCGUCCAGGAGUCUGGCCAGCCUUCGGUCGACGUGAUCGACGUUGGUGUGGGGGCCAGUCAUCUUGACCCUGAAUUUGACCCCAAAGAUUUUUGUAAUCUGUUGGAGGGGUAUCAAAACAUUGUCAUUGCCAUUGGAUACAACAACCCAAAUGAUCCAUUGGGACAUGGUCGUUUUCUGGCAGAAGUGGAGUUGAUGUGCGACUUGGACAAUUGCAAGUUUCUGCACAUAGAUGUUGCCAUGACUGAUCGAUGGGAGAAACAUCAACACCCCCAAACACCAUAUAUCAAUGACCAUGGUUUGGCAUUCACAUGCAAUGACGAACAGUGGACCCAUGAGUUUGAAUCUUGGUUUCGUGGACAGACGAUGGACGAUGUCUUGUCUUGGAAGUUUGCAGAUUGGAUUGGGAGUUGGGCCAAGGAAGAUGAUUUGAACCAUCAAAUGGGGAUAGCGUUUGUGGGGGACAUGCAUGAAGAAGCACAUGAAGAGCAUCAACGACUUGACGCCCUCUGGGACUCCGAUGACAGAGCCCAGGUGAACCCUGUUGAGGAACUGAUUUCUGAGGAAACCCUCAUUGACGAAGUCGAGAUUCCAGGACUUCCACAAGAUGAGGUGGAGAGACGCAGGCAGUGGAGAAAGCUUCCAGCCAGAGUGAGGAUCGCUGUCAGGCGACUUCACCGUCAGUUUGGUCAUGUGCCGAGGCAGACCAUGAUCCACUUGCUUCGUGCUGCCAGGGUUCGAACAGAGUUAUUGAUGCAGUAA
Cladocopium goreaui is the source of this 2700-nucleotide messenger RNA. The record is from the annotation of a GenBank genome assembly. Lineage: Eukaryota; Dinophyceae; Suessiales; Symbiodiniaceae.